AAAAUCCAGGUCCUCAGAUUGAGAGAUCUUGGAGACAAGGAAUAAAUAUCGAAAUGGCAGACCGACGACGCAUUAAUGGCCCUGGAGGUAUCACAGUGGCACCUGUCUAUGAAGCAGAUGAGUUUGUUGUUUCCACUCGGACUCGCGCUCCAAAUGGUAUCAGGGCACAAUAUUUGCAGACUGGGGUAACCCCAUCCGCCUCUGGAUCGGCGUACCUAGAAAUUGAAUCACAGCAAGAUUCUAGUAGUAAAGGCAUGAAACUUUCAUGCACCGUUCAUGGGCCUAGAUCUCUACCUCGAUCAGCGCCUUUCUCCCCUCACAUGGUCCUCUCUACGCAUGUCAAAUACGCACCUUUUGCAACUCGUCAAAGAAGGGGUUAUUUACGCGAUUCUACCGAGCGUGACUUGAGCACCCAUCUCGAAGCAGCUCUCAGGGGUGCACUCAUUGCAGACCGUUGGCCCAAGAGUGGAGUGGAUGUGGUUGUUACCAUUAUUGAAGGAGACCAAGCCCGUCAGGUAGCUGUGGAGCAGGGAAGCGAGGAAUGGGACAUGAUGAAUGUGCUUAGCGGCUGCAUCACUGUUGCCGCCGCCGCUCUCGCGGAUGCUGGUAUUGACUGUGUCGAUACUGUCUCUGGAGGUGUUGCGGCUUUGGUGUCUGGGGCGGACAAUGAUGAACCCAUCAUGGUGCUCGAUCCAGUUCCUUCUGAACAUUCACAAAUACUCGCAGCUUGCUGUGUAGCCUAUCUUCCCUCCCGAGACGAAAUCACAAAUCUCUGGCUGAAGGGAAGCUUGCCUUCAUCAGACGCCAGUCUGCAUCGCGACCUUGUCGCCCGUGCCGUACAUGCAAGCAAAGGAGCCAAUCUUGCAGUAGCUGCAUCACUGAAAGAAUCAGUCAUCGUGGGUUGAUUGGAUAGUAGGUCAGCAUGUGACACAAACUUGAUGUGUGUUUCUAGGCGUUCAAUCAAUAACAUCAGCACAGACUCUGUCGACUACAAUGGCCAGCUUCUUAACUUCGUUGUGCUUUCUUAAGGCAAUACCACUGAAUUCCUUCGCCUGAUGCGGACGUAUCAUGGGCGUUCCUGGCCACACUGGAUAAGCACUGGCUCGAAAUCGUCUUGUAGGACGUAGCUUUCGGGCGAAGAGUACAAUUGAUCUUCUUCGAAGUAUCAUGAAACACGAUUGAGAAUGAAGCCAAAUGGGAAUGAGGUAGACAAACCAUCGGAGAAGUUCAUAUCAAGACGAGUCAAACAUUUUUAUUCAAUAAUAAGAUACCCCUGAGGCCCUGUCCCGCUGAACAAACUCAGCUACUCUUGACUGAUAGAAACGCUAGACACAGCAGGUUGUUUAGCUCUUUCGGGAUAAUUUCAGGC
Molecule: messenger RNA, 1369 nt
Organism: Fusarium verticillioides 7600
Lineage: Eukaryota; Fungi; Ascomycota; Sordariomycetes; Hypocreales; Nectriaceae
Exons: 2
Coding region: 54-905 (283 amino acids)
Biological process (GO): nuclear mRNA surveillance; U4 snRNA 3'-end processing; poly(A)-dependent snoRNA 3'-end processing
Cellular component (GO): nuclear exosome (RNase complex); cytoplasmic exosome (RNase complex); nucleolus
Source: RefSeq, a predicted model, not a curated record